Messenger RNA from Scleropages formosus (Asian bonytongue), 10204 nucleotides. RefSeq names its product regulating synaptic membrane exocytosis 3 (gene rims3). The coding region runs from base 423 to 1406 and encodes 327 amino acids. The record is from RefSeq and is a predicted model, not a curated record. Gene Ontology annotation, molecular function: transmembrane transporter binding; small GTPase binding. NCBI's taxonomy places the organism in Eukaryota, Metazoa, Chordata, Actinopteri, Osteoglossiformes, Osteoglossidae. Gene Ontology annotation, cellular component: presynaptic membrane; cytoskeleton of presynaptic active zone. Gene Ontology annotation, biological process: regulation of synaptic plasticity; regulation of synaptic vesicle exocytosis; calcium ion-regulated exocytosis of neurotransmitter. The transcript has 7 exons.
UGGGUCAGGUGCGUAACCAUGGAGACGAGUUAGCUGGGGGGAAGGCUCGCGCUCGGCUCGGGCUCCGGAUCGCUCUCGCGCUCGCGCUCAAGGAAGAAGGCAGUGCCGCCGCGCGCGCAGCAGCAGCACCAGCAGCACCAGCAGUAGCAGCAGCAGCGCGAGACCCGCAGCCGCCCGUCGCGCGCUGCCUGCCUGGUUGCUGGUUGCGGAGCCGCGCGGCAAAACAAGAAGGACGAGACGAGAAGAGAAGAGAAGAGCGAGAGAAAGACGUGAAAAUGACGAGAUUUCCAGCGAGCGACCGGACACGAGGGGCUGUUUGACGAGUUCCAUCUCCGUCCGUCCCGCCCGCGCGCCCGCCUGCCUGUGCACGUGAGACCCUGCAGCUCGCGCCGGUCCAGCUCCUCCCUGCCCACUGCAGGACCAUGAUGCUCAGCAGCUCGAUGGAGGUGCCCAGCCCAGGAGGCAUGAGCGCGGCGACGGCCGCCCGCAACGUGGUGCGGAGCUCCAGCAUCAGCGGCGCCAUGUACAGCCUGGAGAAGAGCCCCAGUGGCGGCGGCGGCGGUGGCGGCGGCGGCGCCCCGGACUCAGGCAGCCUCGCCGGCAACAAGAAGCGCCGCUCCAGCCUCGGGGCCAAGAUGGUGGCCAUCGUUGGGUUGUCGCAGUGGAGCAAGAGCUCUCUGCAGCUCAACCAGGCAGACGGUGGGACGAAGAAGCUUCGCAGCACGAUCCGCCGCAGUACGGAGACGGGCAUCGCCGUGGAGAUGCGGAACCGCGUGACGCGACAGGGCAGCAGGGAGUCCACCGACGGCAGCACCAACAGCAACAGCUCCGACGGGACGUUCAUUUUCCCUACCACGCGCCUGGGGGCGGAGAGCCAGUUCAGCGACUUCCUGGACGGCCUAGGCCCCGCCCAGAUCGUGGGCCGGCAGACCUUAGCCACGCCCCCGAUGGGGGACAUUCACGUGGGCAUGGUGGACAGGGGCGGCCAGCUGGAGGUGGAGAUAAUCCAGGCCAGGGGUUUAAUCCCCAAACCAGGGUCAAAGUGCAUCCCAGCCGCCUACGUCAAGGUGUACGUGUUGGAGAACGGGGCGUGUUUGGCCAAGAAGAAGACCAAGGUGGUGAAGAAGAGCCAGGAUCCCGUGUACCACCAGGCCUUGCUGUUCGACGAAAGCCCCCAGGGCAAAGUGCUGCAGGUGAUCGUGUGGGGAGACUACGGUCGCAUGGACCACAAGUACUUCAUGGGCAUGGCUCAGAUUCUGCUGGAGGAGCUGGACCUGUCGUCUGCCGUCACGGGCUGGUACAAGCUCUUCCCCACCUCCUCGCUGGCAGAGCCCACCAUCGGGCCGCUGGCGCGCCGCCUCUCGCAGUCCUCCCUUGAGAGCUCCACCAGCCCUUCCUGCACCUAGGGUCGGGGGCAUCGGUCAUGUCCGGGACCGCCUGCGCGCCCCAGAUGUGGCCCGGGAAGCCACGCAUGCAUGCAUACUCACACCCAGGACCCCCCCUCCUCAUCCCCCAUCCCCGACAAUGUGACACAGACACAGCACCUCUCUCUGCCACCCACGCACCUGAGCACGAUGGAGAGAAGAAGGACCGGCGGUCACCUGCGGUCAACACCUGCAUCUCUGUGUGUUCAUCGGUGGGUCACCUGUUGAACGUCUGAGCUCGCAGGAGGAGUCCCAGGGGAUCGUGGGAAAACGUGGCAGAGAGAGGAGGUCCCGUCUUGUCCAUGCGUCUGGAACUGAGGCGCAACGCGGGCCACGUGCCGUCGCGCCGUCCCGCUCCGCUGCUCGCACCCGGUCCAAGGGCGGAGCGCUUCACCUGAAAGGCAAAGAGGAACGUCUGAGCAACGCAAGCAAAGCUCUUCAAGAGUGAAGAUGUAGCAUCAACAUUACCUUCUCGGCGUCCAUUGUUCUCUCACGCAGUGAAGUCGCACGACUCGGGCUUCCUGUGCAUUUCCGAUCAACGUCACUUUCGGGACCGGAACGGGCGUUCCACGCGACCGUCGAGGUCCACGGCACGUAUCAUGCUGGAUCGUUCCAAUGCCAGUUCAAAACCUCUAUGCCAAACCCUUUUAAAAGACAGAUUUUAUUUUUUAAAACCAAAGCAAUUAUUGAUUAUUGAUACUAUUCUUAUUAUGGUCAUCGCAGUCAUUAUCGUCACAGUUACAAUAUCAAAGUACGGAUAUGUAGCAGAGUCAAAGACUUCAACGAAAUGCAAAAAAAUCAUACAAAUACAUUUUUAAAAAUCAUAACAACAAAUACAUACGCGGAGUUAGGAAGGGCAGGGAAAGUCAGGCAGCCAAAAAAAAAAAACACAAGUCCAGGGUCAUUGAUGAUGCCCCGAAAGGCACGUAACUACAGUUAUGUGAAGCAGCGAAACGGAAAAAAACAAAUAACUUCAGAGAGCAGUGCUUAUAAAUAUAUAGAUAAGAAUAAACGUAUGUUUGUGUUCAUGUUCGUAUAUGCAGCAUUCUGCACGUUUACUUGCAACCCUUAUUGAGGACAUUACAAGUGCUAUUUUUAGCUUGCCUUUAAAAUCGAGAACAUAGACUGUACUAUUUUUAUUUUGCUAACGUUCCACACCAUCAGUCUGGUUCAAAGACCGUCUUCUGCACUGAGUCAGAACCGAGGAGGAUGCGAGGCAUCCCUGCGGUCCUGAGAAGCGAGGGCUCCGAGCCGAGAGCCCCCUCUCCCAGAACCGAUGAGAAAAACAGGACUGACCCACCAGCAUCCGUCACAGGCCGCUGCCGUUAAACACUUCACUUUGAUGGGUGUCAAGCUCUGGUCUCCCUCGACGACGCGACAGGGAUUUCUGCAGCAAAGGCCUCUGGGAAAUGUAGUCUCUACCCUCGAUUGUCCUGCUGGUUCUUGUAGCUUUUUGAUGGAGCUUCCGUUCGAAUACCUAACAAAGGACCAAACUACCCCACGUUGUCCCCUCUGGGCACCACCAGGAGGUUCUCUCUCUCUCUCUCUCUCUCUCUCUCUCUCUCUCUCUCAAAGACGGAUGUUUCGUGCACAUCGGGUCUGUUCCAUUUCCCCAACGCUGCAGAUAUUUGAAGCCCACGGCGACCUGAGGGUUUCCCUCUCACCUUCUCCACCCGGCUGCUUCUUCCCUUCGUCUGCAACCCCACCUGAAGCUUUUCAAGAGUUUUUCACCUUCACCUUCUUCUCUGGAUUCCGUUCUCGCAAUGCUGAAGAACACCUCAUGCUUUGAGGUUCUCUGCUGCCCUCAGUCCUCCUGGCUCAUGGGUCACUGCUUAGUGGGCCACACACCAUGGAGAUUGUUGUGAAGCUGUGGCACGUGUGUGUCUUGGGGCGGCGACGCCCCGGGCACGCACCCCGUCCCUGCGCCGCACGCCUUUCUCCCAUCAUCCCGUUCCUGCGCUGCUGACGUCAGCACCCCGGCAGCUGGGGACUUUCGGAGAACAGUACCGAGAGAUGCUGCCCAAGACGUCCGUCCAAAGCCACAGGUCACGUCUCUCAGUUCGGAGCGCUAAGCGGGGCCGUGCGGGGAAGACGCUCGGACGCCCUUGUCCAUCACGUCGGCGCCGUCCCUUCGCGGGAGGGAGACCGCGAGAGGACUCUUCUCGGCCCGGUCGUGAGCACGGGAUCCCCGCGAAGCCCAAAUCUCCGAGCUGAAGCAGUUCCCGAGAGCCAGCGCUUCCCUGAAGCUCGCCGUGCCAACGGCUGUUAUUAGUCCUCCUUUAAAACUCAAGGUUAUUUUACGUACAAGUGUUAUCAUUCCAAAGGGGAGUUACACACGUGGUGUUUACACUAAACUGCACUUUGAUAUUGCUCUAUUUGCAUGCUACUACUUUCUGAACAGUUCUAAUUAUUCUUUGGUAUUAAUAUUACUGCUACAAACACUUUCUGAAAGGGGACUCUCAGUUGCUGCCAUUUCUGACCUUCAGGUUCAGUUUACACUUUGUAGCUGUGCGGAUUGGUGGUGGACUCCGGACUUUAGACGCGGUGAGACACAACUCUCCGGAGCAGGUAGCGAGGCGCUGUGGUUAAGAGGGUGAGAAUCUGAUGAGCCGCUUCUUCCCCCGCAGGAAUAUAGGGAUUGGCAGCACAAAAUAUAUGGGGAGUCACCGCAUUCCUGGUGGACUUUUUUUUACGGAAAAAGCUUUUCCAUAGACGUGAUAAAAUGAUGUUCUUACAACAUUUUUAAUGAGGAAAUACUUUGUUCCUUCAGGAUGCCAGAUGAGUUGCUUCUAACAGUAUAUUUGACAUGAACUUAAUUUUCCCAAAGUACUGCUCCCAGCGCUGUCGUUGCAAUCGGCCCUGUUUUAUACUGUAACCGAGCUGUGGAACGUUCUCUAAAUGUCCGUUUUCACAAGCGAAAAGAUAUCGAGAAGUAGGGCUCAGCCCAGGGCUGCACUUUUCUUCUCUUUAUUUCAUUUAUACUUACAGUUGAGUGGCGAUUGAAACAAUUUUCAAACCCAUUAGGUUCUAAGAUCCAUGAUUUGAGACCCUUCGUAGCGUAUGAACGGGAUUUCUAAUGACUGUACGGUACACAGUGCUCAGGAACGGUAAAACCUUGCCGUGACUCAAGCCGAGAAUGAAUCCAUCAACGGCACCAACGGCCAGAGCUCAUCGAAUCGAAAAGCUAGUUAAAGCCUUUCAUUCCUCGCAGAAAGGACAUCGGCCUACUGUAUCGAUCCAUAAAAACUCGCGCGCCGAUUUAUAUUUCCAUACCCUGCCAUCCGGUAACAACAACAUAUCGGAAUGGGAAAUUCUUUUCGAUCUUACCGGCAAUGGUUUACAGCACCGGAAAUGGCAAUGCCUGUAAUAAGGCUUUAAGACUUUAAUAAUCAGUAUGAUUCACGUCGAUCAGAGUUGCUCAGCUUAAAUACUUUGUACAGGCCGGUACUUUGAGAAAAUGUUCAUCGCUCAAGCUCAUCGGAACAGAUGUUCCUGUUAAACUAGUGAAAGGACGCUCACCCUCCUAGCAGCAUGAGAGCGUUUGUGAGGUGGGGAGACUGCAGGGGCGGCACAGAGGCGCAGGACAGCAGGGUUUUGAACCAAGCGACACAGGAGCGAAUGGGAGAAAGGCCAACGCAGAGCUGCCACCCAUCUGACAUCAGGCGCUUCCGUUUCCCCCUCGGGUUCAGCCCAGAUACCUUGUUUAAGGUCUCGACUGUCUCACUGGACGUGGUAUGUGAGCAAACUGCCACGUGAGGCUGUCGGUCAAGUGUAGCCCCGCCCCACGGGUUCCCCCCCCCUCCAACUCACAAGCGUAUGCGCCAAGCAUCUACAUCUGUCCUACAGCCCUCAAAGCCUACAGACCAGAACGGAAAAGAAACAGGGCAGCGAUGGGAGAAACGACACUACGUUACCCUUGUGGCGCCCCCUGCUGGCUUCAUAUCGCUACCCACUUGUAUCGGUGGUCUGGCUACCAAAUUCCUACGGGCAGGUCUACGAAUUUGCUCGAUUGUUAUCACAGUCAACCUUAGAAAAAGGGAUCUCUAAAGUAUUUUGCCCUUUGGUUGAUGACAGUGUAUUUCUCUCACGUUUGAGCUCUUUUAUCAUUUCAUCGAGCGUGCAGCGUGUAGCAGCCUGUUUUCGUGGCGCUCGUGCCGGUGAACGGCCGACACGAAGGUCUAGGAGGCCGGCGGACUUGCCGAGAUCCCUCGGCAUUGUCAGGCGUAUCUUACUCUUAACGCACAGUGUGUGUUUUUCUGCCGUUCUUAAUGAUCUGCGGACUCGGGGACAUGUUUAAACUGACAAAUAUAAGUGCAUAUAUCCUCGAAAUGCGAGGUCCGAGAUAGCGGGAGGGGUACGGGAACUGGAAUGGAAGCAGGAAAAGCCACGACUUCUUUGUAUAACAAGCCAUGGAGUGUUACAGACACAGUGAACCACACGGUCAGGUUUCUGGCUGCCUGCGGUUUGUUGUGGAAACGGCAGAAUGCUGGCAGAAGUGAUUUCCAGCAGAUGGCAAACCUGGAGGACCAGCACAUGGAGGCCCACCUGCCACUGGCCUUGCGCUGCAGCAACGUGGCCUGCGGUACCUCCACGGCGUCCGUCCUGAGAACCGCUCUUCAUCUGCGCCAUCGAGGAGCCACCAGCGUUUCAGUCAUGCCGGAGGUCUCCAUGUCAUCUUGGACCUCAGGCACUCAGGGGCACACAAGCGGAGAAAGGAUCGGUGCUGAGAACACGGACAGCGAGGACACGGCCCGGUGGAGGCGAGAUGGUGGGAACGGCUCGCAUUUUCAUCCCCCGAAAUCCCAGGCAGAUGUGGCUCCCUCCCGUUCGCUACGGCGAUUGCUUUAGGCCGUUUCUCAGAGUGCUGGUUCAGUGUGGGAACCACUAGUUGCGUUUAUUUUCUCUUUGCAGGGACUGACAAGUACGAACAUUAUUUCUUUCGUUCCUUAUUUGCACAGGAUUUAAAUGAGUAGCACUUUGAACAGGGAAAACUGGUGGAGGAAGAAAGGGGAGCAGAGAAGGGGAGGCGGAGGAAGGGAGUAACCGAUUUUGAGUGAGACUUUAUUCAACUUUAAAGUUUUAAGGGAAAUUGAAAAUAUUACCACAUGUAUUGAAAAUGAAACCCCUUAGUCACAGAUGAAUGUUGUUCUUGGUGCAAAAUGUAAAACAAAAUGUAAAAAUGACUAUUAGAUAUGAAUAUUUUUUCAAUGUGAUUCGUAUGUACGGAACUUGAGAUUGUUUGUAUGUUUGUUUGUACACCAAGUAGCCGCUGAAUACUAAUUGUGCAGAUUACAAGCGUGUGGUUCAACGAGGACAAGGGAAGACCCACGAGGACCCCGUCCCCUUGGCUCUUACCGUGGCGCAGUCGGCUCCGCGUUGUCCUUCGCAUUGACGGAUAACCUGCGAAUGCACCGUGUGAAAAGGAAAUAUUUUAGGAUAUGUGAAGAGCAAUCUGGGGGUUUCGUUUAAAAAGCAUUAUUAUGGAUAAGAAGGGUAGAAAAAAACACAAACUUUUAAGACGUUGCUGUAACACUCUGGAUGAUGCCCCUUGCGCCACAAGAUUUACUCGGUGUUAUAAUACUGUACGUUCUCACGAGUGUCUUUACAAAGGAGUUGAUUCAGUCCGCAGAGCUCUUUUGCUAGAACUGCGGACAGGAUCUGUAUGUUCUGCAGUAACGGUCAGACAGCCUUCACCAAAUGUGUAUCUGUCACCGGCCAAGCCUCCAGUUCAGCGUUCUCUCACGGCCCGAACUCCCGAGCGGAAGUGAAACUUCAACGCAGCCGUCAAUGCAGCGGAAACAGCCCCGUGCGUCCUGGUCAGGAAUGCGGAUCCGCAAUUUAGUUUCAGGGGUGGCGCUUCGCUAAGGUUUGAUAUGGCACGGACUGCCAACGCACGCAACAGGAUCUGCAAUGAAAAACAACGUGGGCUUUAGCUCAUAAACUUGUUUGAAAACGUAUGAGGGAAUAAACACAGCUGUUGUUUGACAGAGUCCUCGGUUACCGUUACCGUGUUACGAUCUAUUCCUUUGCGCGUCGUGCCUCUUGUCGGCAAGGUGCAGCUCUCCACUUAGCGCUUACACCCACGAUCUAGAGAGCCUGCAAGACAUCACAUUUACCAAUGGGCAGAUGAUGGCAGAAAGGCUCACUCAUGACGCUAACCCUAACUCAACCACGCUCGCUCCAUGUGCGACUUCCUGAAGACAGCAGCACAACUCCAGAAAAUUAAGCUGUGAUGCGUUGGCCAAGUGGUUGCUGAAUAAGGCUCCGUAGCGCUACUUGAAAAUAUGACGAAAGUUAUGUCUAAACAGUGUAGGCCUGAGGCUUGUGAAUAUCAGAAGAGCAUAGCAGCUUAGCCACGAGCAGCAUGACGCUACAUUUCCGGCACCCUCGCUGCAUUGCUUAGCUCUACCAAAGGCCACUUGGGAGAAACAUGCCUAGCGCCACCCCGGUACAAUUCAGUACCGGCAAAGUUUGGAGAAAAUCUCGCUUCAGCGUGGAUGUGGACCGCGAGUCCGAAUUCCCUCGUUACCGAUUUUUUCCGUGGGAUGCGGCCAGGCUACUUCUGCAUAGAAGGGUCCAGAAAUACUUCAGGCUGCCCACCCUGAUCUGUGUGUCCGCGUUUGUGCGCAGCUGGGUGACGUCGAGACCACAGUCUGUCUGGAGGAUGACCCCAGCUCUUGAGCAGCACGUGAACCCACAAUGCACUGGGCCUACGAUAGAACAUAAUUUUGCAGAGUGGGAGGAGCUUAUUGUAAUGGGCGGUGCUUUGGUUUGACUUUACUUGAUUUUAUUGGACCAGAGCUGCAGAACAGCUCCUCUUAGACAUGAAUGUUAACUUGCUUGCUGAGGUCUUAAAAAUGCGUGAUGUUUUUUUUUUUUUUUUUUGCUCAGAAUGUCAGCCCCUUUUCCCAGACUUAACCGAAAUUUACUGUUUUAUGUCACUUUUCUGAAAAUUUUUCGCAAACUGCUUGAUCACUGGCAAAGUAAAUGCCACAUGUAUUACAAUGUUGUAACGUAAUUUUAUUUUUGUAUAUAAAAAAAGGAUUUGAUUCAGGUAGUUACAAUGAUGGAGAUAAUUUCAAAGUAAUUCUGGCUGGAAUUCUUUAGAAAUUUUCUUAAAAUGAGGGCUCGUGCUUUUAAUCGCUUAUUCUACUUGAGAGAUCAGGUUCCUCUGCUGUAGACAUGUUGAGAGACAUGUCUGUUGCAGCGGAGCCAGAUCCUUGAAGUGAAAAACAUAUUUAAAGAUCUUCUGAAGGUACGCUUGAAGGUUUGAAGAUGUACUGAGAUACUUAACAGUUUACGAAUGUAUUUUUGAAGCAUUACACGAAUUGUUAGUGUAAUGUCUUUAUGACUGAAGUGUACAGCUGUGGCUGGACACACUCUGCUAUCCCUCGGGUUGAUUUACCAGGUGACUGUACUAGGGAUUUUAAACCAAGUGUGUAUUUUGAGCACAAGGUCGUCCUGGUCCCUUCCAAAAGCCCGUACUGAGUGCAGGCCUUAUCAGUUCUGGUCAAGUUGAGACCAGAGUCAAGUUGACAGUUUGCAACUGGCAGCCAGGAUACCUGCAUCAUGGCUGAUUCAUAGCAUUCUUAAGCUGUCACAGUUAAUUUUAUUUGAACUGUGAAAAUAAUCAAACAUGCAGCAUUUCUUUGUAGCAUAAAUUAACACUAAAACCUUAUUUGGCAGUAACCUUAUCCCUUGAGGGGGAACAGAGAGGCCAGUAGGGCGAGGAGGAACCUUACCAGAUUGUGAACUUUAAAACCAGCACUUUUAAGCUUUCUUUUUAAAUAACUGCAGCUGACACUCGUCUUGUGAAUCGGGGGGGGGGGGGGGGGGGAAUUGCGGUCCACAAAUUGUGCAGCGCGUUUGUCCUUGUGCGAGUAGUGCCAUCCUUGCCAUCACUAGAUUGAUUCAUCGCGAGUCGGUCGUUAUCAUCUGCAGGUCCACGUUUACCUGUCAGUUAUCUGUCAGUUUGCAGAACAAAGACUCUAGGAGAUAUGUUUGUUCCAAGAUGAAAAGGGUCAAAUGCAAAUUGUUCAGCUUUAAAAAACACAAACUGUCACCGACCUUUCUGUGCCGCAACCUGUGGUACUGCCCUCUGUUCGCCGCCCCAGCUGACACCUAACAUUUCCAUAGCACUGCUGUAACUAACGGUGCCAAAUUCGGUGGGUGAAAUGGCCUCAGGACUCCCAGAACAGGAAAGAAAGCGGCACAGCAUACCAUGAAAUGCAGCAGUUGGCUCAACAGAGUGAAAGUGAACAUGUUCCACUACAUCUACUGGUCAAGUGGCAGUAGAGUUUGCCCUCUGACCUGAUGGUGUUGAUGGUUUGCCAGUUUGUUGGCCUUUUGGUCAACUGCAUUGAGAGAGAGAGAGCCUGCCGAGUAAACCGCCGUCCCGGACCUGUGGAAUCCCGAUAGAACGUAGAACACAUCCGAAUCUGGUCUCGCCCAUUUCCUACAGACUGACCUCCAAAUUUAAAGAGCAAAACAGAGAGAGAACUUGAAAGUGCAACAAAGCUGACAGAGUAUGUUAAACUAGAAAGUGAAUCUGUACUUUUAUACUUGUGCUUUGUAAAUGUUUUCUAUGUGCAGUAUUUGAUAAUGUAAAACUGGUAUUUUUGUGGUUUGUACGCUGCAGAUUGAUUACCUAAGGUGCACGUAGUUUUAUAAGAAAAUUAGAAAAAACAAAAAACACUUUGCUAAUUUUUUUGAUUCAGAAGCCUGUAUGUGCAUGUUCUUUGACAGCUGGAAACAAAGUCAAUAAAGAUUUAUUUAAAUCA